AAUUUCGAACUUUCAAGCUCAUAGGGUCAAACCGGAGUUUUUGUAAACCAGUCACAACCGAACCGUCGCAAUGUACACUUCGAGCCGGAUUUUCUUAAAUCGGAUUAUAGUGAAAAUAAAAAUGGUGAACAAUUGAAUCGUUUGGUAGUCUAAAAUUGAUAGUGUGAUGGAUUGAUGGUGAUCAGUGAAUUGUGUCAUGAAAUCGGUUACUGACAAUAACAUUUAGAUACACUAGUGGUAAACAGCAAAGGUACUGUAACGUAAGCGUGGCUCGGAAAAAUAAUCUCGGUGACUAGUGACUUGUGACUAGUGACUUGUGACUUUUGAUCGAAGACCUACAAUAGAACAGUGCACUGAAGUGAUUCUCGGACAUAUGUACAAUUAAUACUGUGAAUAGAAAAUACAGUAGUGAAAUACUGUUAAACUCUUAAAGACAAUCUCGUCGUCAAUGGAUCUUCGAAUAUCGUAACGGAAGCCGUUCGUCAAAUAAAGGUAAAAAAUCAACUAGUUUCGAUCCCUCGCAUCUCGUCUCGUGCUAUGGAUAAAUUCGAUGUAAGGAUUCGACUAUCCACGUACGGAAGCAACAAGCAGUCCUCUGUGGUUCAAGUUUGCAUGAUGUCUGGUACAACUGUGGAGAGCAUGAUUGGAAACAGGACAAUGCCCAACAUUAAACAAGAGAUUGAAAAUCCAACCACUCCCACGCAAAGCUGCCAUCAGGUCUGUUCGCCGUCCACUACUCUUCAGCAUCAGGAGGCACUUUGCACGAAAAUGGAUUUGGCGGACUAUGGUGGUGGCGGCGGAAGCCCUGGUAGUCCAGAAAUGCAUCACUGUUCAUCAACGACUCAGCCACUGGGAACUUCAGAGGAUGGUGUUAAAGAGGAAGACAUGAUGCCUAGGAGGCUUUGCCUUGUCUGUGGUGACGUUGCAAGUGGGUUUCAUUAUGGCGUUGCAUCUUGUGAAGCGUGUAAGGCUUUCUUCAAAAGAACGAUACAAGGAAACAUCGAGUACACAUGUCCAGCACAAGGCGAGUGCGAAAUAAACAAACGUAGAAGAAAAGCUUGCCAAGCCUGCAGAUUUCAAAAGUGCUUGCGGCAAGGAAUGCUGAAGGAAGGAGUAAGAUUAGAUCGAGUUAGAGGUGGAAGGCAAAAAUAUAGAAGAGCCACUGACCCAUAUGUUCCAGGGAAAACAACGACACUAGAAGCUAACGUAGCAUCGGCAGGCUCAGUGGAAACAAUAAACAACAAGAUGGUGGAGGCAUUGCUAGCUUGUGAGCCAGACAUGCUACAGGUUUCCAGCCUUUCUCCCAGUCUAGACACGGACCAGCGAGUCCUGGGACAGUUGUCGGAUCUCUACGAUCGAGAAUUGGUUGGAAUAAUUGGCUGGGCGAAACAAAUACCAGGGUUCAGCAGUCUAGCGUUAAACGACCAGAUGCGUCUCUUACAAAGCACUUGGGCGGAAAUCCUAACAUUCAGCCUUGCCUGGAGAAGUAUACCUAAUACGGGAAAACUUAGGUACGCUCAGGACUUUAUCCUCGACGAAAAGCUUGCUCGCGAGUGUCAUUGUAUCGACCUUUAUACGCACUGUAUACAGAUUGUCGAAAGGGUCCAAAGACUGGGAUUGGCACGGGAGGAAUAUUACAUCCUAAAAGCCCUGAUCCUGGCGAAUAGUGAUGCAAGAUUGGAUGAGCCCCAGGCACUUUACCGUUUCCGAGACAGUAUCCUCAAUUCCUUAUCGGAUUGUGUAGCUGCAGUGAGACCUGGCCAUGCUUUACGUGUGACGCAAAAUAUGUUUCUUAUUAUGCCGGGCCUAAGACAAGCCGAUGGUAUCGUCAGAAGAUUUUGGUCAAGUGUCUAUCGAACUGGCAAAGUGCCGAUGAACAAGCUUUUUGUUGAAAUGCUCGAAGCCGCUGGCUAUCGAUGAGUCAGAAUGAUUGUUAAUCCGCUUUCGAAGUUAUCUUUGGAUUUGACUAAUCCACUAUAUCAAGCCUCUAUGGCACGAUUCGAUGAUAAAUUAAUUUCUCAAAAGGCAAAAAGUUGUCUGUUGUAGUAUAAGUCGCUUCUGCUAUCUUAGUCGAUUUUCAGCUAGCUUUGAAUCACCGAAAGAGGAGAACAGCCCUCUCAAAAUAAAUUAGAGUUUUUAUUUGUAUAUUUGUAUAAAGAGAAAUCAACUUUAUUAAACAAUUAUAAUAAUUUGUUUUUCGAAUCCAAUGAUUUAAAAGUCGAAAUGUCCUAAUUAUUUUUUUAGUACAAAAACCACCGAAUCGUGCCUUUGAAUAAAGGAAAAAGAAUAGAAAAAGUAUAUGAGAGAGGGAGAGAGAGAGAAAGAGAGAAAGAAAAGUUCAGGGGAAACUACAAAAGUUACGCUUGAAAUUUCCUAUAAAUCGAACCUCAAACAACGUUGCUGUGCUGUUAAGAAAAGCGAAGAUUUAUUCACGUGUGCCACAAGCAAUAAAAACCGUACGGAGAAAAUACAUUCAGGGAUUUUUAGUACCUAAUUAUUAUUGUUACUGGGACCGCUUUCUAUCCGAUCGUCAUCGGGACUUUUGGAUAGCUACAAAAUAAUGCUACUAAUAUAAAUAAGAGUCAAGUAUACUAGAAAGACCAAAAGAUAGGCCUUGUGAC
This is a messenger RNA of Belonocnema kinseyi, 2621 nucleotides long. RefSeq names its product steroid hormone receptor ERR1 (gene Err). Gene Ontology annotation, cellular component: nucleus. The transcript is spliced from 9 exons. Gene Ontology annotation, molecular function: DNA-binding transcription factor activity; sequence-specific DNA binding; nuclear steroid receptor activity. Gene Ontology annotation, biological process: regulation of DNA-templated transcription. NCBI's taxonomy places the organism in Eukaryota, Metazoa, Arthropoda, Insecta, Hymenoptera, Cynipidae. The record is from RefSeq and is a predicted model, not a curated record. Bases 538 to 1920 code for a protein of 460 amino acids.